Molecule: messenger RNA, 765 nt
Organism: Leptosia nina
Lineage: Eukaryota; Metazoa; Arthropoda; Insecta; Lepidoptera; Pieridae
Source: the annotation of a GenBank genome assembly
AUGACUUUGUGUUUGUUCGCCGCAAUUUUAUCCACCAUAGCCUGCAUCGCUGUGUCGGUGACAUGGUGUCUAAUCCCAAAAUGGCGUACCCUUCACAACUUCAUCAGUUUACACCAGAUUAUCAUCGGAACGUUGCACCUCUACUCCAUGACGAUAAAUACGAUAUUCUUCGCAGACCGGAGUAUGCUGUUCAUCGAUAUCAAUGGAUAUCUUUUCUUGACGACUCUAUCCUGGACAUUUUGCGCGUCCACGUUGGCUUAUUUGAGACUGGGAUUGGUGUACAUGAUGAAGAUCAGCUUCGAGAAGCGGAAAGCGGCUCUCUUCGCAUAUGGUACAACUAUCGUAUGCAAAAUAGUGACAGAUAUAAUAGUCCCGAACAUUUUUCCAUUGAAGAGUCUCUUCUUGAUCGGUUUGCCGAGAAUGUUGACUGUGUACAUAAUUUUAGGCGCAAAUUUCUUUCUUUUCGUGUGCGUUACGAAGUCUGUGAUUAAAUCUACGAGCAAUCUGAGCAGAGCCAGGGGCAAUAGGAUCGUUGCGUUGGUGGGUGUCGCCAUACUGUCGGAUAUAGCUAUACACACCUAUACGACGUCCCUGUUGAUACACCCGCUUCUUUCCAUGGUCCUAUCGCCUGUUUUGUAUUUGCGGCUGAUACCGCAGGCUCUAGUGGUACUAUUCAACCGGAGAUCAAGGGAACAAUGGACAGACUACUUGAAUAAGAGAAAAAGAAGUACGAAUCGCGCAAUGGAAUUACAAAUUCGCGUGUGA